AGCAGGAGGAGGGCGUGGCUUGUCGGGAAUAUGGGCGGGAAAAAUAGCAGCUAGCAUAAACUAAAUGAAAGCAGGAGUCAGAAGGGAGGAAAUGGACUGCAUUAACGCAAAAUACGUGUCACAGAAGAUCAGUAAAACGCGAUGGAGGCCCGUGUCAGCGGCUUCGUUACAGCAGCCCGAGGUGUUCGCGACAGGCUCGUGGGACAAUGAGGAUAAUAAACUGUGUGUGUGGAGUGUGGGAGAGAAUGCAGGCGGCAUCAUGGAGGAGGAACUGGAGGGAGAUCCGCAGCUGCUGUGUGAAUGUGACCACGGCGGGGAUGUGCUGGACCUCCAGUUCUUAGAUCAAGACAGACUAGUUACAGCAUCAUCGACCGGAGCAGUGACUGUCUACAAACUCCAUCCUGACAGCCAGACUCUGUCCGUGGCUCACGUGUGGGAUCAGGCACAUCACUAUCAGAGCGCUAACGCUCCGUGCACUGGAGUGGCGUGUAACAGUCCGGAGCUGGUUUCUGUGGGGGAGGACGGGAGAGUCGUCCUCUAUAAAGCCGAUCAGAGGGGCAUCGUCCGUGUCAUCGAAAACGCAGACAGCAGCACGAUCCAUGCCGUGACGUUUCUGCGGACGACUGAAGUACUGACGGUGAACUCCAUCGGACAGCUGAAACUCUGGGACUUCAGGCAGCAGGGCAGCGAACCUGCUCAGAUCCUCGCACUCACCGGGGACAGGGUUCCCUUGCACUGUGUGGACCAACACCCGAACCAGCAGCAUAUAGUGGCCACCGGAGGCCAGGACGGCAUGCUGUGUAUCUGGGACGUGCGGCAGGGCAACAUGCCCUUCUCUCUCAUGGAGGCUCACUCUGCUGAAAUGUGGGAGGUGCAUUUUCACCCGACAAACCCAGACCACUUGUUCACCUGCUCUGAAGACGGCUCUCUGCUGCACUGGGAGACAUCCUCGGGGUCUGACGCCCCCUCGUUCCUGCAGGGACGCAACAGCAGCAUGAUGUCGCGCAGCGCCGCGGCCCCUGCAGGCGGAAACCAGUCCCUCAUCAGCGCCUGGCUCAACGGAGACUCCAGCAAAGGCAGACUGGAGACCACACACAUGCUCCCCAGCCAGACGCUCUCCGUCAACAGUCUGGAUGUGCUCGGACAGUGCUUAGUGUGCGGGACUGACGGGGAGGCGGUUUACGUCCACAGACGGGUCCCUGUGUGACAUCGUCUGUCUUUGAACAUACCGAACAAAUGUGUUUGCUGAUUGUGUAAUGCACUUGGAUUAAAUAAAUAAUAAUAAAAAAAAUUA
This is a messenger RNA of Pangasianodon hypophthalmus (striped catfish), 1294 nucleotides long. It is a transcript of the gene nup43, whose product is annotated as nucleoporin 43. Gene Ontology annotation, molecular function: protein binding. Lineage: Eukaryota; Metazoa; Chordata; Actinopteri; Siluriformes; Pangasiidae. The record is from RefSeq and is a predicted model, not a curated record. The coding region runs from base 65 to 1207 and encodes 380 amino acids. Gene Ontology annotation, cellular component: nuclear pore outer ring. The transcript is spliced from 8 exons.